Messenger RNA from Symbiodinium pilosum, 939 nucleotides. The record is from the annotation of a GenBank genome assembly. Lineage: Eukaryota; Dinophyceae; Suessiales; Symbiodiniaceae.
AUGCUCUUUCCUAUGUACGUUGUGCCUCUGAACACACUGCUACAGAUGACAAAGAUCGAGCCGCACGAGGUGCUAAAGGCACGGGCGGAAGUCGAGGAGUUUGAGACGGGCAGGGGCAAGGCGUUCUUUGUUUCGCAUCAGUGGCUAGACAACCAUCACCCAGACCCGGACUUUACUCAGAUGCGAGUGCUGCAGGAUGCUUUGAAGCAUCUGAUGUGCGACUUGCGUCGUGUGGAGCUGGAUUCUUGGACGGAGAUCGUGGUGCCAAGUGCCAAGACCUUGCCGACAGCCCCUUUGCGGUCAGCUCCUGUUUUCCUGUGGUACGACUAUUUUUCUUGCCCACAGCUGGAGCCCCAACCUACGACAGACAUGCCUCAACACACUGUAAGCCGUAGCAAUCUGGGCAAUGCAAUCAGCAGCAUCCCAGCUUAUGUGGUUUCCUGCUCGUUGUUCCUGGUGCUGUCUCCAGUUCUCGAGAGCCCGGAUCACACGAAAUUAUUGACUCCUGCAUCGUGGGCCCAGCGCGGCUGGUGUCGCGUCGAGAGGAUGUGCAGGGAGAUGUCCGAAGAUGGCGACUGGGUCAUGAUCCGCAGCGGAAAGCUGAUGGAGGUGAUCUCGUGUCCAGUCGUUUCUCCUGCCGGCGGGUCGCCCGGUGAAGGUCAGUUCACUGUCCCAGAAGACAGGGAGAUACUUGGGCCCAUUCUCAUGGCUGCGCUGCGGCGGAAGCUACGCUUUCUGAUGCACACUGGAGACCUUGUGGGUUUCCGAGUUCUCCUAAACCACCAACCCAUGUUUCUGAGGGGCUUCGAGAACCAACCAGAAUUUGAGCUGGUUCCUGGCUUUGAGACUCCCACAAGUCAGGGCCCAGAGAACACAGCUUCCUUAAUGGUCUCGAAAUUCCUGCACCACAACGGCUUCAGACACGUUCCUGGGCCGUGA